This is a messenger RNA of Condylura cristata (star-nosed mole), 4080 nucleotides long. RefSeq names its product klotho beta (gene KLB). The coding region runs from base 142 to 3279 and encodes 1045 amino acids. Lineage: Eukaryota; Metazoa; Chordata; Mammalia; Eulipotyphla; Talpidae. Gene Ontology annotation, biological process: fibroblast growth factor receptor signaling pathway; carbohydrate metabolic process. The record is from RefSeq and is a predicted model, not a curated record. The transcript is spliced from 5 exons. Gene Ontology annotation, molecular function: fibroblast growth factor receptor binding; fibroblast growth factor binding; hydrolase activity, hydrolyzing O-glycosyl compounds.
ACAGAGCCUCCUCCCUCAAAAUUACGUUGCUGUGCAUGACCCAUCCCGAGUCUCACAGUUCAAGCUAAUCAUUGACAGGGCUUUACAAUCACAAGCUUUUACUGAAGCGUUGAUAAGACAGUCAGGAGCAGUGAGUGGCAAAUGAGGCUGAGCUGUGCGGCAGGAUCUCCAGGGAAUGAAUGGAUUUUCUUCAGCGCCGAUGAAAGAAACAUACCCUACAGGACAACAAUGUGCAGCCGGCGACUGCAGAGAUCUGUCAUCUUGUCAGCAUUUAUCUUCCUACGAUCUGUUAUUGGAUUCCCUGGAGACGGAAGAGCUGUAUGGUCUAAAAAUCCUAAUUUCAGUCCGGUAAAUGAAAGUCAGUUGUUUCUUUAUGACACUUUUCCUAAAAACUUUUUCUGGGGUGUUGGGACUGGAGCAUUUCAAGUGGAAGGGAACUGGAAGAAAGACGGAAAAGGGCCCUCUAUCUGGGAUCGUUUCAUCCAUACACACCUUGAAAAUGUCGACAGCACAAAUAGUUUUAGUGACAGUUACAAUUUUCUGGAAAAAGACUUAUCAGCGCUGGAUUUUAUUGGUGUCUCUUUUUAUCAAUUCUCAAUUUCCUGGCCAAGGCUUUUUCCUGAUGGAGAAGUAGCAGUUGUCAAUGCAAAAGGUCUCCAGUACUACAAUCGUCUUCUUGAUGCUCUGGUACUUAGAAACAUUGAGCCUGUCGUGACUUUAUACCAUUGGGAUUUGCCUCUGACUCUACAAGAAAAAUAUGGGGGAUGGAAAAAUGAAACCAUGAUAGGCAUCUUCAAUGACUAUGCUACAUACUGCUUCCAGACCUUUGGAGACCGUGUCAAAUACUGGAUUACAAUCCACAAUCCAUACCUAGUUGCUUGGCAUGGGUAUGGGACAGGUAUGCAUGCCCCUGGAGAGAAGGGAAAUUUAGCAGCUGUCUACACUGUGGGACACAACCUGAUCAAGGCUCAUUCAAAAGUUUGGCAUAACUACAACAUCAAUUUCCGGCCUCAUCAGAAGGGUUGGUUGUCAAUCACGUUGGGAUCUCAUUGGAUUGAGCCAAAUAGAUCAGAAAACACGAUGGACAUUCUCAAGUGCCAGCAGUCCAUGGUUUCUGUGCUCGGGUGGUUUGCCAACGCUAUCCAUGGGAAUGGUGACUAUCCGGAAGUAAUGAAAAAAAAGAUGCUCUCCAUUCUGCCCAUUUUCUCUAAAGCAGAGAAAAAUGAGGUUAGGGGCACAGCUGAUUUCUUUGCUUUUUCCUUUGGACCCAACAAUUUCAAGCCCCAGAACACCAUGACUAAAAUGGGGCAAGUUGUGUCACUGAAUUUAAGAGAAGUGCUGAACUGGAUUAAAUUGGAAUAUGGCAACCCCCGAAUUUUGAUUGCUGAAAAUGGCUGGUUCACAGAUAGUCAUGUGAAAACAGAAGACACCACAGCCAUCUACAUGAUGAAGAAUUUCCUCAACCAGGUUCUUCAAGCAAUAAGGUUUGAUAAAAUACAAGUGUUUGGUUACACUGCCUGGUCUCUGCUGGAUGGCUUUGAAUGGCAGGAUGCUUACACCACUCGCCGAGGAUUAUUUUAUGUGGAUUUUAAUAGUACACAAAAAGAGAGGAAGCCCAAGUCUUCAGCACUUUACUAUAAACAGAUCAUACAAGAGAAUGGCUUUACUUUUAAAGAAUCCACACCAGAUGUGCAGGGCCAGUUUCCCUGUGACUUCUCCUGGGGUGUCACUGAGUCAGUCCUGAAGCCGGAGUCCGCGGCUUUCUCCUCACAGUUUAACGAUCCUCACUUGUAUGUGUGGAAUGUGACUGGCAACAGACUAUUGCACCGAGUGGAGGGAGUGAGGCUGAAAACACGGCCAGCUCAAUGCACAGAUAUUGUCAGCAUCAAAAGACAACUUGAGAUGCUGGCACGAAUGAAAGUCACCCACUACAGGUUUGCUCUGGACUGGCCCUCAAUCCUUCCCACGGGUAACCUGUCCGCGAUCAACCGACAAGCUCUGAGGUACUACAGGUGUGUGGUCAGGGAGGGGCUGAAGCUCAACAUCUCCCCCAUGGUCACUCUAUACCAUCCGACCCACUCCCACCUGGGCCUCCCCAGGCCGCUGCUGCACAGCGGUGGGUGGCUGAACGUGUCGACAGUAAAAGCCUUCCAGGACUACGCCCGGCUGUGCUUCCAGGAGCUGGGGGACCUGGUGAAGCUCUGGAUCACCAUCAACGAGCCUAACCGACUGAGUGACAUCUACAGCCGCACGAGUAACGACACCUACAGGGCAGCCCACAACCUGCUGAUCGCCCAUGCCCUCGUCUGGCACCUCUACGACCGGCAGUACCGGCCAGCGCAGCGCGGGGCCCUGUCUCUGUCUCUGCACUCGGACUGGGCGGAGCCCGCCAACCCCUACGCGGACUCACACUGGAAGGCGGCCGAGCGGUUCCUCCAGUUCGAGAUCGCCUGGUUCGCAGAACCCCUCUUCAAGACCGGCGACUACCCGCUGGCCAUGAGGGAGUACAUCGCCUUCAAGAACAGGCAAGGGCUGUCGCGCUCCACACUGCCUCACUUCACCGAGGAGGAGAGGAGGCUGGUCAAGGGCGCCGCGGACUUCUGCGCGCUGAACCACUUCACCACCAGGUUCGUGAUGCACGCGAGCCAGAACGGCAGUAGCUACGACGCGGACAGAGACGUCCAGUUUCUGCAGGACAUCACCUGCCUGAGCUCCCCCACCCGCCUGGCCGUGAUCCCCUGGGGAGAGCGGAAGGUGUUGAGGUGGAUCCAGAAAAACUACGGCCACGUGGAUGUCUACAUCACGGCCAACGGCAUCGACGACCAGUCUCUGGAAAACGAUGAACUCCGAAAAUACUACUUAGAGAAAUAUAUUCAGGAAGCUUUGAAAGCAUACCUGAUUGAUAACAUCAAAGUCAAAGGCUAUUAUACAUUCAAACUGACUGAAGAAAAAUCUAAAUCCAGAUUUGGAUUCUUCACAUCUGAUUUCAAAGCUAAAUCCUCAAUACAGUUUUACAACAAACUCAUCAGCAACAAUGGCUUUCCUUCUGAGAACAGUAGUUCUAGGUGCAGUCAGAAUCAUAAGAACACAGAGUGUGCUGUCUGCUUAUUUCUUAUGGAGAAGAAACCACUGAUAUUCUUUGGUUGUUGCUUCUUCUCUACCCUGGCACUACUUCUAUCAAUUACCAUUUUUCAUAAGCGAAAGAGAAGAAAAUUUUGGAAAGCAAAGAACUUACAGCACAUACCAUUAAGAAAAGGUCAGAAGAGAGUUCUUAGCUAAAAUGAUGUUUGUAUGACAUUUAAAAAACUCACUCCAGUUCUACAUACUGGCAACAUACAGAGGAUACACCUACAAUGUUCAAAGAAAAUUUGCACUAUUCAUGGUAAUCAAGGUCAUGACAAUCCGUAUCUCUGCUGUAUGGUUCAAAUGAAUUUUCACUUAGAUAUUAUCAAUUUAUUUUUUCUGAAGAUCAAGGCUUUGCAGAGUAAGCUUUAUGGACUAUGUACUAUACCGCUUCAUUAAGUUUAAAGAGUAUUUUUGACUAUUCUCUAGCCUUCUUUAUAAAUACAAUAGGCAUGUAUAAUAAAAUUAUUUUGAAAAGGUAUACUUUGCUAGCAAUUGUAACAGAGACUUAAAAGUUAACACUGGAUCAUUAGUGAUAUUGUCACUUUUAACAAGGUGCUUUCUUCUUUUGGUCAAGGUGGUUCUCAAAAAGGGAAUUAAAAACAUAAUGGAGUAAAUAAUGCUUUAUCUAUAGCCAGUUAUAGCACUCUAAAGCACAACAAUCAUUUUACUGAACAGAAUAAAAGUAUAUCAUUUUAUGUACAUCAGAUUUUGUGAGACUCUCCUUUAAUCAGAUCUAGUGUUUUAAAAAAAAUCUCCUAAAACUCAUUUCAUGGUAAGAUUAAAGAAUUAAGAACUAGAUCCAAUUGCCUUUGAAAGCAGGGAAGUUACUUAGCCUCAAUGCAGCAAUUUCCUUUUCAGACAAAUAUCACUCUUCUACACUUGACUUUUUUAAGAUUUAUUUGUGCAUACAGGUCAGGGGUACAGGCUAAAGUUGCAGGGGCGGUUAGAAGAUUC